Messenger RNA from Hyla sarda, 2760 nucleotides. RefSeq names its product extracellular calcium-sensing receptor-like. The record is from RefSeq and is a predicted model, not a curated record. Gene Ontology annotation, biological process: G protein-coupled receptor signaling pathway. The coding region runs from base 1 to 2760 and encodes 919 amino acids. Gene Ontology annotation, cellular component: membrane. Lineage: Eukaryota; Metazoa; Chordata; Amphibia; Anura; Hylidae. Gene Ontology annotation, molecular function: G protein-coupled receptor activity. The transcript is spliced from 8 exons.
AUGGAACAAGCCAGAGACAACUGGGGAAUUCUUGCGAUUGUACUUAUAAAGGCUGAGUGUGCCGAGAUAAGAGCGAAGCCUCACCGUGAAGGUAGAGAUGAGGUUUACCUCAUUGUUCUAGGACUCGUGUUCCAUGUCUACUGGACUCUGUGGCAUCUGAUCCUGUCCUAUGUAAUGCCAGCCUCUCAUUCAGAUCAGCCUGGGUGUAGACUGAGUGGCUUAACCCUCAGUGGUCUCCGGGAGAGUGGAAACGUGCUGAUCGGGGCCAUCCUUCCCCUCCACUUUGACAGAAAGUAUCCAGAGAUUGACUUCACAAUGAGUCCUCAACAAGGACCCUGCAUAAUGUUUCGUUUUGAGGGGUUACAGCAGUUCCAAGCCCUGCGCUUUGCUAUUGAGGAAAUUAACAGAAGUCCAAAUCUCUUGCCGAAUACCACCUUGGGCUUUCAGGUCUAUGACUCAUGUGCUGGUCUACGUCAAGAACUGGAUGGGACACAAAUGCUUCUAACAGGACAGGAUAGAGGGAUCCCCAAUUAUUCAUGCCAGGAAGGACCAUCAAUGGCGGCCAUCAUUGGACAUUCAGUAUCCUCCUAUUCUAUUUUGAUGGCUCACAUGCUUGGCCUGUACAGAUACCCACAGAUCAGCCACUACUCCACCAGCUCUCUUCUAAGUGACAGGUCCCAAUUUCCUUCCUUCUUCAGGACUGUCCCCAACGAUGCCUUUCAGUCCAAGGGUCUGGCACAACUGGUGUUGCAUUUUGGAUGGACUUGGGUUGGAUUAAUAGCCUUGGAUGAAGAUUAUGGUCUACAGGGGAUCCAAGUCAUUAAGCAAGAACUUCUCAAGGCUGGAGCUUGCGUUGCCUUCCUGGAAUACAUCUUAAACAUCCGCCAGGAUAAGAAUGCUCCGCACCUCACAAAAGUUAUUCAAGAGUCAUCUGCCAAGGUGGUUGUAGUCUUCUCUACAGAUGUUGAAAUGGUUCCUCUUCUGAACGAAAUGGUGAAGAAGAAUGUCACUGGGAAGAUCUUUGUAGCCAGUGAAGCUUGGUCUACAUCAGCAUUAAUGUCAAAUAGUAAAUAUUCUUCAAUACUAUCGGGGUCCAUUGGGUUUUCCUUCCAUAGCUCAGUUAUUCCCCAUUUCCAACAAUACCUCAAUAAUAUCCACCCCCUCCAGGGGUCAGGAGAUACGUGGGUUUAUGACUGUCAGCUUCUCAAUAAGGAAAUGGAGGCUGAGUUACUCAAUUAUUCUAUAAACAUGUGUGCCGAAAAGGAAGAUCUGAAGAGCAUCUACAAUAGCUUCAGUGAUGUCUCCAGCCUACGAGGGGCACACAACCUAUAUGCUGCCAUUAAUGUUAUAGCCGAAGCUUUACAUGACUUUCAUAUUUAUCAUAAGACCAUAGGAGGCGAUAAAGACCGUGGAACGAUUGAGAACUUAAAACCCUGGAAGCUGUCUCACUACAUCCAGGCUGUACGGGUAAGACUAACCAGCGGAAGUGAAAUAUUCUUUAAUGAAAAUGGCGACCCACCUGCAGUUUAUGACAUUGUUUACUGGCGAACCGAUGAGAAAGGGAUCAUUCAACACGUCAAGGUUGGGAGAUAUGAUACAACACUGCCUGAAGGAAACAUUUCCAGUAUUGACCCCGGUGUUGAUAUGUGGACCUCCAACGAUGGUCAAGUGCCCCCUUCUGUGUGCAGCCAGAGCUGUCUUCCCGGCUUCAGGCAAGUCUUCAGAAGAGGACAACCCAUAUGUUGCUUCGAAUGUGUCACCUGCCCCCAAGGAGAGAUUUCCAACCAAACAGAUUCGCUGGCCUGCAUGAAGUGUCCGUGGGAUCAGUGGCCUAGUGGCCAAAAAGAUAAAUGUUCUCAAAAAGAGAGAGAAUUCCUCUCCUAUGAAGAGACUCUUGGAGCCGUUUUGGCAGCCACCACCAUCUUCUCGUCGAGUGUUCCUGCCGGUAUUUUUGGACUUUUUUUCUAUUUCAAGAAGACCCCUGUAGUAAGAGCCAAUAACUUCUCAGUGAGUUGUCUUCUUCUAGGGUCUCUUUGUCUUUGCUUCCUUUGUUCUUUGACCUUCAUUGGAUACCCCGUACCAGAGAAGUGUUUUCUACGCCAGGCUACCUUCGGUUUGGCUUUUUCUUUUUGUGUGUCUUGCAUUUUAGCCAAAACUACCAUGGUGGUUUUUGCUUUCAUGGCAACUAAGCCCGGAAGUGGAUUAAAAAAAUUAACUAGUCCUUGGGUGUCCUACACAAUUAUCACGCUCUGCACCUUCUUACAGUUCACCUUGUGUGUUCUUUGGAUGGCUCUUUCACCCCCCUUUCCAGAACAGAAUGUAAACGCAAAGCCUGGAGUCAUCAUUGUUCAGUGCAACGAAGGUUCAGUCGCCGCCUUUUGGUGCAUGUUGGGAUAUCUGGGCCUUCUGGCGACCAUUAGCUUCGUUGUAGCUUUCUUGGCCAGGAGACUUCCCGACAGCUUCAAUGAGGCCAAGUACAUAACCUUAAGCAUGCUGGCCUUCCUCAGCGUCUGGAUAUCGUUCAUUCCAGCCUAUUUGAGUGCCAGCGGGAAGUACACCGUAGCAAUGGAGAUAUUUGCUAUCCAGUCAUCCAGUUGGGCAUUGGUGGCCUGCAUGUUUAUUCCUAAAAUUUUCAUAGUGUUAUUCAGGCCAGAGAUGAACUCCAGAGAAUAUCUAAUGGGGAAAAUCAAAAAAUCUCCUAUAGAACAGGGAGAACGAUGUAACGUGUCUGCAGAUUUUUCAUACUAUUUACAGAAAUAA